This is a messenger RNA of Verticillium dahliae VdLs.17, 946 nucleotides long. Its product is annotated as uracil phosphoribosyltransferase. The transcript is spliced from 5 exons. The coding region runs from base 113 to 862 and encodes 249 amino acids. Lineage: Eukaryota; Fungi; Ascomycota; Sordariomycetes; Glomerellales; Plectosphaerellaceae. The record is from RefSeq and is a predicted model, not a curated record.
AUAUAUAUAAAGCAUUACUUCCGCAACAUAUGCGCCUUACUGGCAUCGGCCCCCUCACAAAUCGUUCCACGUACAUUUACUACUUUCUAGACGGACCAGUCGCUCUCAAAUAAUGGCAUCUCAACCAGCCAAGCUGCAGAAGCCAUCAGGCGCAGUGCAGUGUGUUGGCCCUUUGUAUCGUUCCGAAAGCCAGAAACCAUCCGCGACUGUCUCUACGGAGAUGAACCUCGAUAACGUUCACAUCCUACCUCAGACCCCUCAGCUUAUCGCUCUUCUCACGAUCAUUCGCGACAGGAACACGGAACGUGGUGACUUUAUCUUUUACUCUAAUCGUAUCAUCCGCUUGCUUGUUGAGGAGGGAUUGAACCAUCUACCUACCAUUGAACAUGAUGUUACUACGCCCAUUGGACGGACGUAUUCAGGUCUCCUGUUCCAAGGAAAGAUUUGUGGUGUUUCAAUCAUGCGAGCUGGCGAGGCUAUGGAACAGGGAUUGCGGGAUUGUUGCCGAUCUGUCCGGAUCGGCAAGAUCUUAAUCCAGCGUGAUGAAGAAACUGCUCAGCCAAGGCUUUUCUACGACAAGCUCCCAGAGGAUAUUGCACAACGGUGGGUUAUGCUCCUGGACCCCAUGUUCGCAACAGGCGGCUCUGCCAUCAUGGCUGUGGAGGUGCUAAAGUCCCGUGGCGUACUGGAGGAACGGAUCCUGUUCCUUAACCUAAUAGCCAGCCCGGAAGGUGUUAGGGCAUUCACCUCCAAGUUUCCUAAGCUUCGUGUUGUAACAGCCUUCGUCGAUGAGGGACUUGAUGAGAAGAACUACAUCGUGCCAGGACUGGGCGACUUUGGCGACAGGUUUUAUACCAUGUAGAAGAACGCAUACUACCGGUGCUCGGCUGCCAUCACCUUUGCUCGUAUUCUUCUAAUGCGCAUCGAAUUCAGAUUUGCCAGUCCC